AUGGCAAAGACCAAGCGAGUCGAAAAAGUUGCGAUUGUUGGGGCCGGCAUAGCAGGAUUAUCGCUAGCCCACGCUUUGAGGAGUUCUGAGAAAGACCUGCAAAUAUCGGUCUUUGACUCUAGAGAGUCCUUGGAUUUCACAGCAGGUUCGGGAGUGCAACUCAACGGAGGAUUGUCAACCAUGGCGAAAAUCAAUCCAACAGUUCAUAAAGCCAUCUUGAACGCUGGAGUUCAGAUCGCAAAUCUUCGAGGGAAGAACAAGUCGUGGUCUCAGAAGACUCCAACAGAUUCGUUGUGGAAUUUCUCAGUAGAGAAAAUCAUCCGAGAUAAAGGAGGCGAUGCUGAGGACCAACUCAUUAUUGACAACCAAGUGCAAUGGGUUGCAAUCAUGAGAGGUGCACUGCAGCAAGUGCUUGCAGAUGCGCUUCCAGCCGAUGAUAAAAUAAAGGUUGAAUUCGGUAAGAACCUAGUUGGGAUCAAUUCCAAUGGAGUUGGCGGUGGAUGUUGUGAGUUUGAUGAUGGGACGAACGAUGGCAACUUUGACUUGAUUGUUGGUUGUGAUGGAGUAAAGUCAGCAGUCAAGGAGUACAUUGAAAAAGGAAAGAUUUCUGCCGAUGCGUCAAAGAGAGAAGGAAGUGCUGCAGCUAUUUAUUCUGGCAUCCGUAUUGCAUACGCCGUUAAAGAUGCCAGCGAAUCAGAAGAACGCAAGACCAGCUAUGAUAUCCAACAAACAUUUGCAGAUGGUUCAUACAUUUUCUCUGGAUCGUUCGGCAAUGGUCCUGGCGUAGCACCCUGUGAUUGUGUCUUCGUCAUCUCACUGGACGAUCGUUACAAUGGCCCGCUUGGAAAACGAAAGGCAGUUACCACCUCCGAAGAGGCAAUAUCUGAGAAUUCUGAUUGGACUCAAGACGAAAAGAAGUCUGAAGAAAAGUCAAGAGCUCAAAUGUUGACUCAGCUGGAAAAAGCGAAUAUUGGCGAUGAAAAGAUUGCUCAGACGAUUUCUGACGCCAGCCGAUUCUUCAACCUUGGAGUAUACUUCCACAAUCCCUUGUCAUUGUCGGGAUGGACGAAAGAGGUUCCAUCGUCUACGGGAGCCUUGACUGUUCUGUGUGGUGAUUCGGCACAUGCAAUGCCUCCUUUUCUCGGCCAAGGCGCAAACCAAGCCAUACAAGAUGCAUAUUGUCUUGCCGAAAAGAUUCGAAGCUACAACGCACAGAUAGAGUCCGACGAGGAUGAGCAUCAAGAUUUAAAGUCAAUGUUGAAGGAAUACGAAAGAGCGCGAUGGGGUGUGACGACAAGCAUCACAGCACAGGCUGCUAUCUUGGGCUAUUUGGAGACAGGAGGGAGAGAUGGAUUCUAUGCAAAGUUCAGAGAUGUUUUCUUCAAAGUGUUGGUGUUUCUGGGUGUUCCUGUUAAAGUGCUGCUAGACGCUGCAACCCCUCGUUUGCAAUAG
This is a messenger RNA of Cylindrotheca closterium, 1452 nucleotides long. NCBI's taxonomy places the organism in Eukaryota, Bacillariophyta, Bacillariophyceae, Bacillariales, Bacillariaceae. The record is from the annotation of a GenBank genome assembly.